Molecule: messenger RNA, 945 nt
Organism: Oncorhynchus nerka (sockeye salmon)
Lineage: Eukaryota; Metazoa; Chordata; Actinopteri; Salmoniformes; Salmonidae
Product: ER membrane protein complex subunit 2-like
Exons: 11
Coding region: 34-921 (295 amino acids)
Biological process (GO): protein folding in endoplasmic reticulum
Cellular component (GO): EMC complex
Molecular function (GO): protein binding
Source: RefSeq, a predicted model, not a curated record
UUCAAUGACGCUGAACCUGUGCUGCCGAGAAAGAUGGCGUCGGUAUCAGAAAUGUACGAUGUAACCUGGGAAGAAAUGAGAGACAAGCUGCGGAAGUGGAGGGAGGAAAACCACAGAAACAGUGAGCAAAUCGUGGAUGUUGGUGAAGAAUUGAUAAAUGAGCAUGCGUCCAAACUUGGAGAUGACAUAUGGAUAAUUUAUGAGCAGGUGAUGAUCGCUGCGCUGGACUGCAGUCGGGAUGAUUUGGCUUGGACUUGUCUACAGGAACUGAAGAGGCAGUUUCCAGGUAGCCAACGAGUGAAGCGAUUAGCGGGCAUGCGGCUGGAGGCUUUAGAAAAGUACGAGGAUGCCAGCAAGCAGUAUGAUUCAAUACUGCAAGACGAUCCCACCAAUACGGCGGCGAGGAAGAGGAAGAUCUCGAUUCUGAAGGCCCAGGGGAAGAGUGCCGAGGCCAUCCGCGAGCUCAACGAGUAUCUGGAGCAGUUCGUCGGUGACCAGGAAGCGUGGCACGAGCUGUCGGAACUCUACAUCAACGAGCACGACUAUGGAAAAGCAGCUUUCUGUCUGGAGGAGCUGAUGAUGACUAACCCUCACAAUCACUUGUACUGUGAGCAGUACGCUGAGGUGAAGUACACCCAGGGGGGGCUGGAAAACCUGGAGCUGUCCAGAAAGUAUUUUGCCCAGGCUCUGAAGCUGAACAACAGAAACAUGAGGGCCUUGUUCGGUCUGUAUAUGUCAGCAAGCCACAUUGCUGCCAGCCCCAAAGUGAACGCCACGGUGAAAAAGGCCAAUGUGAAGUAUGCUACUUGGGCCACCAAUCAAAUCAACCGAGCCUAUCAGCUGGCCGGUCGCGGGACAAAGGAGAACAAAUGCUCCGUGAAGGCCGUGGAGGAGAUGCUGGAGUCCAUCACCAUGUCCUAGGCCCCACCCCAACUCUUACCCCCC